AUGAAUCCUCAAACAUAUAUCGGUUGUCCAGUAACCGUUAUUCUUCGAGAAGGUUCUUACCAUGGAACAAUCCACUGUUUUGAUAGUGUUGACAAACGAAUAACACUUAGAGAUGUGUCUAAUCCAGUAAGUGGAAACAAAUAUCUAGGUAUCAGGCAUUUUUAUGCUGCUGAAAUUCUUGAUAUGGUAUUAGAUGAUGAUUAUGAUGAAUCAUUAAUGGACAAACCUCCUUGUGCAGUUAUCAAAACUGAUGAGGCUCCAGCUUAUGAAGAUGUUUCUCCAAUCAUUUCUAAAGCUUAUGACUCAUCCCCAAAUAUCAACACCAACAAGAGGUUUGAUUAUCCUUCUGCAAGUUCCUGUGACAGAUACACCAUCAUUGAGGAAUUCAAUGACCAAUUCCAUGAUACUAUAGCACUUUUUCAAGAACAGACGAUGAUAGGAUUUCAUUUAGUAUCUGUUGGAGAAGGAAGGCAUGGAAAAAUCUGUUGGAUAGCAAUUUCUGUAGAUGGACAUGUCUAUCUCUUUGACUUUCUGGCAUUAGGAAAGAAAAUUUUCAAGAAUGGCUUGCAGGAAAUAUUGGAAAGUAAAAAGAUCACCAAGAUCAUCCAUGAUUGCCGUUUCAUCUCUGAUCUCCUUUUUCACAAAUAUUCUGUGAAUCUCUCAAAUGUUUUUGAUACUCAGGUAGCUGAUACUUUUGUCCAUCGUGCAUGGUAUGGUGUUGGUCAGAAGAACGUCUGGCCAAAAUUUGUUCAGCCAUUAUCCGUCUGUCUAUUUGGACACUUGAAUUUAAAACCUGAAGAAAUUGCUGGUCUCAAUGCAUGUGAAGGAAGAAGCAAGAUUGAUCAAGAAUUGUGGCCAAUGCGACCAUUGAGUGUUUCUUUGGCAGAAACAUUGCUGUGUUGUGUUAAAUACUUGCAUGAAUUACGGCAUCUACUCAUAGAGAAAAUGAUGGUUGAAUACAUGGCUGGAGUAGACAUUUAUCUCAGCACUGUAAGAAAUAUUCCUGAUUCCGAAGUCUCUUGGUAUGCAACGAAAUCUGAAUUUUUGCCGAAGACUUUUUAUAACAUGAACAGAUUCACACAGGUUAUUAAGGACAGUUUCAAGAACCGGGAAAGGGACUCUUGUUCAGAGUUUUCUCCCUUAGAAAAUUACAUGGAAAGAAAAACUGGUCAACAAAUGACAGUUUCAAGUAAAAUGCACAAAAACUCCAAAUCUGUUUCCUCUUAUGAUCCAUCCUCUGUUACAAAUCCAGAAAACAUUGGGUUAACUAAAUCCUCAAGCAAGACAAAACAAAAAGGUCUUGUAAAAGAAAACCUUGAGGAAUGUACAACUUCAAAUGAUGAAAUAAUCACAGGUGUUCCUAGUUUGCCUACACCAACUUGUGAAAAUAAGUCUGAUCUUGAGACCAAUCCUAUCGAUAAUGAAGAAGAUAUCUUGAUUCAAGCAGCAAGGAAGAUGAUAGCCAGUGAUAUUCCUUCAGAUUUAAUGGGUCUCUUGAAGACACCAGUGAAAACCUCUCCUACUCUCACUCCUUUCCUCGGGAUUACAAAGAUUACAGUGUAUUAG
Messenger RNA from Acanthosepion pharaonis, 1566 nucleotides. The record is from the annotation of a GenBank genome assembly. Lineage: Eukaryota; Metazoa; Mollusca; Cephalopoda; Sepiida; Sepiidae.